Messenger RNA from Symbiodinium natans, 5286 nucleotides. The record is from the annotation of a GenBank genome assembly. Lineage: Eukaryota; Dinophyceae; Suessiales; Symbiodiniaceae.
AUGCCAGACAGCCUCAACCACGGGAAGGUGGUGUACAAGAAGCAGGAGAAGUCCCGAGGGCUAGACGUCCUGAUCUACUUCUGGGAUGAGCGGGACGGCAGCAGUCUCGGCUGUCUUCGGUUUCUGCCUCCGAAGGUCCAGAACUUUGUGGCUGGUGGUUCGGUCCGAACGUCGGUGGCGACCAGGUCUGGGCCUAUCACCCAAGCCGAACGGCCGGCACUCCGCCCGGCUCGGAAUGGAACGUUCCACAUGACGGAGAUGUCGAUCCCAGCUUCACAGUCUCUGCCAUGCGUGCGCCGCCCAGGUACGGCUCCAUCGCAGCCUCCUGCAGGCGAGCCCAGCCCAGACCGCUCCACUGCGCGGAGCCGGCCGAGGGAGGCAGCCAAGAGGCCGCCGCCUGAGGCCGAACCUGCGCCCGAAGGGCAAAGAAGGGCUCAAGAGGAAGAGCCUCCCACCUCUCGACCACGUCGCCAAACUAGAGACGAGCGUGGCCAGAAGGAUAGCUCGCAGCCGCCCAAAGAGGAGCCGAGCGUUGCACCAGCUACCAGCAAUUCGCAUGCCUACUUUGUGGACGCCUACAACCGUCGACGGCAAGAACGUGCUCGUAGGGAAGAGCAGCAGAAGAAGGAGGAGGAGGAGCGUCGGCGAGAGGAGCCGAAUCACGCGACAGCUGCACGGCGCGGAGAGCCGCGGCGGGAAGAGUGGCGAGAAGAUAGGCAGCAGCAUGAUGAUCGUCGCGACGAUCGGCGUGACGAUCGACGCGACGAUCGUCGCGACGAUCGCAGAGACGAUCGAAGGGACGAUCGAAGGGAAGAACGAAGAGACGAUCGAAGGGACGAUCGAAGGGAAGAACGAAGGGACGAUCGAAGGGAAGAUCGAAGGGAAGAACGAAGGGACGAUCGAAGAGAAGAUCGAAGAGACAAUCGGCGCGACGAGCAUGAAGAUCGUCGCGAGGAGCCUCCACAAAGGCAAGUCGGUAGACAGAUUCAGGAGGUGAAAGACCUCGUGGCCCGCGAGGCUGAGGAAGAGCAGCGGCAUGUAGAGGAAUUGAAGCGGCGGGCGGAGGAAAGAAGACGGCGGGAGGAAGAGUUCCAGCGCAAGAUGCAGAGCAUCAUGGAAAAGCCCAGAGCGUUCCACACCCGGCCGUGCACUAACUUAGUUGCCAUGGCGCACCGCCCGAGUGCCGCGAAAGCAAUGGCCGCCGGAUGCUGCGGAGCUCUGGCGUGGACCAUUGCUCCCAGCAGCCAGAGCACUGGCUUCGCUGUGACGCGGGGCGCGCAGACGGGCUUGGACCGUGCGCAGGUUCUGCAGUGGCCUGCACUUUGGUCGCUGGUGUCAUGGUGGGUGCAGCGACGAGGUCCCAUCCUGACAUUGGGCACGCGCGGCUCCCCGCUGGCCUUGGCACAGGCCUACGAAGCCAAGCGGCGUCUGGGCGAGGCGUACGAAGAGCUUGCUGCAGAUGAUGCGGUGGAAAUUCGAAUCAUUUCGACCACUGGUGACCAACGAUUGGAGAUCUCCUUGGCAGAGAUCGGCGGCAAGGGCUUGUUCACGCGAGAGCUCGACGUUGCGCUUGCUGCGAAAGAGGUCGACUUCUGCGUGCACUCCACCAAGGAUGUUCCUACCGAGCUGAUUCCCGACACGGAGCUCUGUACGAUGCUCCCAAGAGAGGACACGCGCGACGUGCUGAUCAGCGGCGACCCGGCCAUCACAUGCAUUGAGGACUUCCCAGAUGGCAGCCUCAUUGGCACUGCUUCUCUUCGACGACAAGCCCAGAUCUACAGCAAGAAUCCCAACGUAAAGUGCGUGAACUUCCGGGGCAAUGUGCAGACGAGGCUGCGGAAAUUGCAGGGUGGAGAUGUCAAGGGAACGUUCCUUGCGUACGCCGGACUCAAACGCAUGAGCAUGGAGGAGCAUGCGACCAAGAUCCUCGAGUGGGAUGAGAUGUUGCCCGCCAUUGCUCAAGGUGCAAUCAGCUUCCAGUGCCGUUCGGAUGACGAGCGUGUGCUGAACUACUUGAAGCCUUUGUCUCAUGCAGACACAUUCCAGUCCGUCACCUGCGAGCGGGCAUUCCUGGCAGCAUUGGAUGGUAAUUGCAAGACACCGAUCGCAGGUCAGGCCAGGGUCAUCGACGAUGAGCUGGUGCUGAAAGGCCUCGUCGCCUCGCCGGACGGGCAAACCAUCUACCGUGUUGAGCGCAAGGGAGCCGUGUCUGAUGCUGUUGCGAUUGGCAAGGAUGCUGGACUUGAGAUCCGGAAAGAGGCCGGCGAGGAGUUCUUCCAGGAGAUGCAGGAGCCGGCGUAUCCUGACCGAAAGGUGCCAAUGAUGGUUGCGCAAGACGACAUGUGUCCCACUAGUGUAGCUUUCAGAGUCACGUGGAAGCGAGGUCGCCGAGACCGUGAGGAGCGUGACCGGGAGGACUGGACCUUGCUUGAUUGCAUGCGGGUUGCAGACGGGGCCGAGAAGGCCGAACGCCACCAUGUAAUCACGGUAUUGGAGUUUGUUGCCGAGGAAGGUCGCGGUGAGAGAGGUGAAAAUCGUGACCGAGACAACCGAGCUCGAGCCGCUUUGGCGCUUCCAUUCUCGUGUUUGUUGAUUCAUUUACACUUCUUCGCCUUCAACGUCCAAGGCAAAGUGGCCCAAACACUCAGGAGCUCCGGGAACGGGAUGGUGAUCGUCGUGACCAGCGUCGCCGACGACCGGGCAAGCAAGCGACGGCGCGAGGAGGAGGACUUUCGCCGAGACGACGACCAUCGCCGCCGAGAGGAGGAGCGCCGCCGCAAGCAGGAAGAAGAUCGCAGACGCCAUGACGACAGGCGGAAAGAGGACGACGCGGAAAGAAAGCGGAGGGAGGAGCAGGACAGAAUAAAGCGAGAAGAAGAGAAGCGGAAGAAGGAGGAGGAUAUGCGCCGGCGGGAGGAGGAGCUCCAGAGGCGCCGCGACGAGAAGCGGCGCCGGGAGGAGGAGGAGCGCAAGAAGGCCGACGAAGAGCGGAGAGCCAGAGUUGCGGAGGAGAGGAAGCAAGACCAGGAGCGCCGCAAGGUUGAGGAGGAGCAGCAAAAGGAGGAGAUGGAGCGCAAGCGCCGUGAAGAGUGGAAGCGCCACGAGGAGGAGAUAGCUCGCCGGGCGGAUGAUGAUAAGCGGCGCGCAGAGGAAGAUCAGAAGCGACGCGAGGAUGAGGCAAAAGUGCUGCGACAGCAGCAGGCCACACUCUCCGUCCUUCGGGUUUUGCAGAAGCUUUCCAACGCCAGCCCAGAGACCUUCGAAGCUCUGAACAAGGAGCUGAACGAGGUUCUGGACAAUGAGUUGCCAGAAACGGGGGCGCAGCAGGAGAUUCUGAAGGCGGAAGCCGACCGGGUGCUUGAAUAUGCCAAGCAGUAUGUAGAUCAGGUGCGCGAGCAGCAACAGAAGUGGGAGGAGCUCAAGCUUCAGCAGCAGAAGAAGCAGGAGGAGCUUGAAGCCAACGCCCGGGCAGCAAUAGCGGAGCUCCAGAACAUGGUUGCAACAGCAGAGGCAGCGGCUGAGGGUACUCACUACACUGCAGCUCCAUUUGCCGGUGACCAUGAGAUGGAAGUGGUGGAGGUCCUCAAGCUGUGCAAGAAGGUCGAGCGGAGUGGCAAGUCCGCGAUGGCCGCGUGCCAGGCUUGCGUGGACACAUUGGGUAGCAAGAAGGCCUCCAUCGAGGAGGCCGAGAACAUCAGAUCCGAGACUUCGGCUGCCAUUUCGGCUUUGCAGCCGCGGAUUCAAGCCGCCACGAGGCUCGUCACAGAUGCCCUGAACAAGGCCAAGGAUAACAGAGAUAGAAUUGCCAAGCGCAUCGCAACAGCCAAGCGGACGGAGAAGAAGACUGCACUCUUUGGCAAGUACGACCAGGAUGGCGACAGCCGGUGGAAUCGGGCAGAAAUAGCUGCGUAUGCGAAGGGCGAGUUCAACUUCGACCUCCCUGCAGAAAAUCUUGACCGAAUCAUGCGGCAGAUCUGCAUGGAGUCAGAAGAAGGCAUCACGAUUGAGUCCAUGCAGCUGGUCAAAGUUGCCGUUGGCAUUGCAAGAGACGAGGAGAAGAGCAAGGUCAAGCGUGAGCUUCGCCUCGAGCGUGAGCGGAAAGAGCGCGAGGAGCGAGAGCAGAAAGAGGCGGAGAUCCGAGCUCGGCUUGCGGCGCACACUUCGGCUUGCCAGGCCCUGAUGGCUGAGCUGCAGGAACUGGAGCCAACCAUCGCUUCUGCGGAGAGAAUGACUGAGGCGAUGGUGGAGGAGGCGAAUGCGGGGAAGAUCCGCGAGGCUGAGGAAGCCAAGCAGAGGCUACAGGUCAUCGAGACGGCGGUCCAAGCCACGCACAGUGCGAUCGCUGCAGUGCAGCUGAAGGCGCAAGAGCUGAGUGCAAAGGUCGCCGAGGACCAAGAGAUGGUAGAGCACAUGGCACCCGAGCUGGCGGCACUGGCAGCCAAGACCGAGAGCCAAGACCAGGCGCUUCGAAAGGCCCUGGCUUCGGCUGGCCAGGCUCGCCAGCUGGCGCUGCACCGUGCCUUUUCUCUGUACGAGGGCCUGCGCAUGGAGGUGGCUGCUAAACUGCGAGUGUGCAUCGAGACGCAGGGUGGAAAGCCCGACGACCUCUACGAAGCCGUGAAGUUGGCUAGUGGUAGAGUCACCAAAGCCGCCAUCAAGGCCUACCUGGAGUCCAAUUCGUCUGUCAUUGAGGAUGCGCACCUGGAUGCGAUGUUUCCCUCGCAGUCUGAACCCUCCGAAUCGAAGGAGGGCGAGAAUGGCAACCCCGAGGAGACCCCGCCCGAGAUCAGCAAGGAGGACUUUAUGCACGUGAUUCGGAUCUUCUACAAGGUGGUGAAGGAGAUUGUGCUCUCUGACAACUUGCUGAUCGAGCAGAGUGAGCAGCUGAGACGGAUGGACGUUGGCGAAGUGAUGGAGGUCUUCCAAGGUCCGAUGCUGGAUCCAUCUGUGGGAGUGUACCGGAUUCAUGGCAAAGCCCUUCGAGAUGGCAUCAUUGGCUGGGUCACGGUGGCUGGCAACCAAGGGAUCACCUUCCUCAUGCCGGGAGGCAACCUCUUCAAGGUGAUCCGGCCUUCUCGGCUAACAGACUUUCCGGACGACCUUGAGGGCGAACAGGGUGUGAGGCAGCUCAUGGAAGGGGAGAUCAUCGAGGUCGUCGCAUGGCAGCGCGUGAAAGAGGGCACGCCAGCUGCGGUCACCCGACUGAAGGCUAAGCUGCAGGGUGCCAAUGCGACUGGAUGGAUCUCGAUGUCUGACAGUGGCAUUCCGAAUCUUGAGGUUCUCUGA